AUAUUUGUAGAUGUCUUCCAACUCCAGCACAAUGUGGACCAGAUUCCUGAGCUUUCUGAUAACGCUCUUCAUAAUGUUGUCAGCUGCGUCAGCAUUGCAGCCCGUCAGCAUUUCAGAUGACACCGCGGACGCCGCGAACAUCGCUCCCGUCAGUACAGCAAAUACCAGUGAAUCAUUAUGGAGAAAUGAGCGCUCCAUUCAAGUUAAUGAUACUUGUAUAAUCAUAGGAGGUAAAUGCAUCACUCCUAAGUUCCCUAAUUUGAUUACCAAAAUUGUAAAUAAAAUUCAAAAAUUCUUGCCUCCUGCAAACAGUUCACCAACUGUUAAAAAUUCGGCAAAAAUCUGCCUUUUAGCUCCUGCCAUCGCUGCCGCCAUUGCUAUCCCCUUAAUUGCACUUUGGUGGCCCGCCAAGUACAAGUCAGGUUACAGCGACGUGGAUUAUAUUUUCAUCCCUAGUGAUGAUUAUCACGGCACGGGUGGCGGUUACGGCGGCGGCGGCGGUGGUGGCUAUGGUGGUGGAGGUUACGAAGCAUCGGGCGGCAGUUCCUCGUACAGCAGCUACGCCAAGAGGUCCCUGGAGGUGAUGUCGCCGAUCAUGAACGCCCUGUACUCCGCUUACCAGAAGUACAGCGGCGACGAUGAAGAGAAACCAGCGCUGUAACUGCGCGGACGCGCGUCAUCUUCAAGGGGAACAGAGCGAGACAGCUGACGUGAGACGAUGAAACCUAAUGAACAACUGGCAAAGUUGACUGUGGAACAAUAGGUCCACAACUGACUGCAGACUGACGAAGUUGACCAAGGACUGCCAACGCGACAAAGUUAACAGAGGACUGCCAACUGACAAAGUUGACCAAGGGCUGCCAAUUGACAAAGUUGGCCAAGGACUCCCAACUGACAAAGUUGACAAAGAACUGCUAACGGGACAAAGUUGACAAGGGCUUACAACUUGACAAAGUUUACGAGGCACUGCCAACUGACAAAGUUGACCAAGGACUGACAACUGGCAAAUUUGACCAAGGAUUGCCAACUGGCAAAUUUGACAAAGGAAUGCCAACGGGACAAAGUUAACAAAGGACUGUCAAAGGGACAAAGUUUACGAAGCACUGCCAACUGACAAGUUGACCAAGGACUGUCUACUGACAAAGUUUAACAAGUGUAGCGAACUGACAGAGAUGUCCUGGAGGAUUCCUAACUGCCUGUGAACAGUGCGAUCGUUGGCAUGAUCUUUUGAACGCUGACUAUUGACGUAUUAAAAUAUUUGACUUUUUAACAUCUACGUACCAGACCCACGUCUUGAUUUGACAUCCUUAACAGCAUCAUGAAUAACGAACAAAGACCAACUGUAAAGACGAAUACUUUCUCUAUUGUGACGAAUACUCUACUUUCUCUACUGUCUUUCUCUACUGUGACGAAUGUUGUGGAACGAUUAGUUAUCAAAUAUAAAACGGCUUGAAAUGAGACGAGCAAGCAAAAAGAACUGCGGAUUGUUGUGCACAAUAACUGUGUACGUUGACUACUAUAUUUAAAAUAUUUAAAAAUUUACAUUAAAGUUGAAAAAAUGACCACAUAAAAGCACUGGUGCAAGUUCAAUAUUUUGAACUAAUGAGAGCAAAGCAGAUGUCUAGUAAUAGUUCAAUUUACAAUUUAAUAUGACAGUUCAUGCAUUGAUUUCAUGUAUAAAAAUAAUUUCUAUGAAUACUUUGAUGCCAGAAAAUCCUUUUCACCCUCACAUGCUCACGUAUUCCUUGCCAUUCUGAUUCCGCAUUGAAUAUUCCACUCAACCUGAUCACUAUUUACAUUUUAAAUACAGAUUAUUUAUUCAUAAACUUCCACAAACGUUCUUUUCCGCUGGGAAUAAGGCUAGAAUCAAGGCAACUUUACUGGUGUUUAGAUGAUGUUUUUAAUGUUUGCCGGAAUGAAAGCUAAGAUAACGAUUGUUCAAAUUAAUUUUUUAUGAAUUACGCUAAAGUUGACCGAGCAUAUGCGACUAAAUACACUUUGACGCGAACCAGGUUAUGCAAAUUUGUAUUGUAUUCUGUGAUGU
This is a messenger RNA of Hyalella azteca, 2044 nucleotides long. RefSeq lists its product as uncharacterized. Bases 11 to 661 code for a protein of 216 amino acids. NCBI's taxonomy places the organism in Eukaryota, Metazoa, Arthropoda, Malacostraca, Amphipoda, Hyalellidae. The record is from RefSeq and is a predicted model, not a curated record. The transcript has 3 exons.